AUGGGUGCCUUCAUAUCUCGGUCUCGACGGCGACAGUAUACUACAGGCAGUCACAACAUGCUGUAUUCUCCAGAGGCGCCUUCAUAUUUUGAAGUUUUGCACAAGGGAAAGAGAGUUGAAUCCGGGUUUACAAAUGGGGAGGCCUCGGGAUCUCAGAAUCUAUCUGUACGAGCCUUGGUGGAGUCUUCCUGUCCAAGCUUAACGCAGGACUACAAGCCCACUUGGUGGUUGCCUGGAAUAUUACUCAGUGGUCAUUUACAGACUGCAUUCUGUGUAGCCGGCGACUUUACUAAAGUAGAUGAGAUUCUAUACGAACGGACCUUACUUUCCAUACCGGAUGGUGGUACUCUAGGCUUGGACUUUACGCCCCGAACACAAGACUUGGAGCUCCCGCCUGAAACACCAAUCGUUGUGGUCCUGCACGGGCUCUCAGGAGGUUCGCACGAGUCCUACGUAAGGUCUAUUUUGUCGCAGGUCUGCGCCUCACCCGCCAAUGGCGGACUCGGCUACCGUGCGGUUGUAGUAAACUUCCGUGGAUGUGCUGGUGUUCCAUUGACUUCCCCACAGUUUUAUUCGGCUGGACAUACGGAGGACAUUCGGAUCGCAUUGUCUUACAUACAGAAAACGUACCCGCGGGCCAGGUUGACAGGGCUUGGAUUUUCUUUGGGCGCAAACGUGCUUGUUCGCUAUCUUGGCGAAGAAGGCGAGAAGAGUCGAUUAGAUGCAGGAUGCGCGCUUGGUUGUCCGUGGAACUUGGUCGAUAACAGUAAGAAUCUGGAAGGAUCAUUCUUCUAUCGAAAUGUCUACUCCAGAGCAAUGGGGGGAAACCUCCUCAAACUGCUCUCGCGGCACUUGAAGACGCUGGCUAAACUACCACCGUCACGUCUCACUCCGCAUAUUCCAAAAGCAUUCAGCCUCAGAAGUCCCACAUUGAAACAAGUUGAUGCGCAUUUAACGAUCAUUGCCGGCGGUCACUCACCACCCUUUCCGUUUCCUUCGCCCGACGAAUACUACGAGUGGGCUCGGAGCGAUACACACGUAGGGAUGGUCAGAGUGCCUCUUUUGGCCAUCAACGCGGCGGACGAUCCAAUUGUGCGGACGCUUCCCGUCGAGGCUGCGUUGCAAAGCAAAUGCGUAGUGCUGGCUGUGACACCCAAAGGAGGACACCUUGGAUGGUUCGAAGGCGGAUCACCGUUUAGAAGGACCAGACCUCCACCACGCUGGAUAAGAAAGCCUGUGUCAGAGUGGAUACAAGGAACUUGUGAAGUACUAACUUCGCGGCGAGAAGUCAGCAGUGAAUGGGUAGAGGACGAGAAUGGCUUCACUGUGGAACGCGAGAAGAGGCACAUUGGCUUUAGGGUUCAUGCCUUACACGAGACGGUUAUUGGUACUGCAGACGAGGCUCAGGGUGGGCUCCAGGGACUAUAG
Molecule: messenger RNA, 1428 nt
Organism: Rhizoctonia solani
Lineage: Eukaryota; Fungi; Basidiomycota; Agaricomycetes; Cantharellales; Ceratobasidiaceae
Product: alpha/beta hydrolase family protein
Exons: 8
Coding region: 1-1428 (475 amino acids)
Biological process (GO): medium-chain fatty acid catabolic process; medium-chain fatty acid biosynthetic process
Molecular function (GO): acetylesterase activity; monoacylglycerol lipase activity
Source: RefSeq, a predicted model, not a curated record